Molecule: messenger RNA, 534 nt
Organism: Schistocerca piceifrons (Central American locust)
Lineage: Eukaryota; Metazoa; Arthropoda; Insecta; Orthoptera; Acrididae
Exons: 2
Coding region: 150-413 (87 amino acids)
Source: RefSeq, a predicted model, not a curated record
UGUUUGUCGUCCAGUCGGCCGCGAAAAAUUCGUCCGCGGGCGUGGCCGGUCGGACGCCUGCCCCCGCAGUCCGUAUAUAAGGCCCACCGCGGUCACGGACGGACACAGGUCUCUCGUCAGCGAGCAGAGGAACAACGCGAGCACUAACAAUGAAGGUGGCUAUCGUCCUGGCUUGCGUGCUGGCGGUCUGCAGCGCCGGAUUCGUGGCGGGCCCCGCCGCGCUGGUGCGCACGCCGAGCUUCGACUCGGCCAUCAUCCAGUCUGACCGGCUGGGCGGCAACUUCGCCUACAGCACCGUCGAGGGCCACGCGUACGCCGCCGUCAGCCCCGUGGUGCAGAACGUGGUGCACCCCGUCGCCGUCUCGUACGCCGCUCACCACGUGCCCAUUGGACACGCCAUCAUCGGUCGCUAAAGGCCACCUUCACUGUGUCUCGAUGUCCUCUUCUCUGAUCUGUCUCCGAUGAACUCUUUCCUUCCCUUUUUUCUUCUAUUUAUAUAGAACAUCUGUCAAUAAAAAAAUUCUUCAUCAGUAA